Molecule: messenger RNA, 1509 nt
Organism: Vidua macroura (Pin-tailed whydah)
Lineage: Eukaryota; Metazoa; Chordata; Aves; Passeriformes; Viduidae
Product: maestro heat-like repeat-containing protein family member 6
Exons: 10
Coding region: 32-1276 (414 amino acids)
Cellular component (GO): cytoplasm
Source: RefSeq, a predicted model, not a curated record
CUGGGUGAUUGUGCCUGAGUGCAACAAGGCCAUGAUCCCUUAUUCUGGGCAACUGUUUGUGGCUCUACUCUUCCAUGUUGUCAUCAGCACACAGCUGAUGCCACCAGAGGAGGUUGAUAACUUCUGGAGAGCAUGCCGGGAGGAACACCGCCUUCCCAGCAAGCCCAACAGGUUUGCAGUGCAGGCCAUGAAGGCUCUGCUCUGCCGACUGCGGUGUGACAAUGAGGUGAUGGCUAUGGAGCGCAAGGGUGGCUGGAAAAUGCUGCUGUGUGCUCGCACCCAGCACUAUGCCAUGGGUCUGCUGGCCAGGGAGAUGCGGCGUAUCUUUAUCCCCUUGUGUUCCCUCAUUGCAUUACAUCUACUCAAGUGGCUCCGCAGGGAGGAGCCGUGCUGGGAUCUGCCCUUCCUGGCAUUCCUUGUGGAGGUCCUCGAGUGCCUGGACACGACUAAAUGUGGUGAGAGCAUGCUGGAGAUUAUGUCAAGGCACCUGCAGAGCAAGUGCAGGGAGCGGCGUCGCCUGGCACUCAGAGGCCUCGUGGUGCUCAGCAAGGAUCCCUCGAUGGCCAGAAGAAUGUGCAGUCUGUCUCAAAACCUUGUGGAGCUGCUGGGGGAUGCACAUGGAUAUGUUGUCAGCAUGAGCCUCUCUGUGCUCACCAAUAUACUUGAGAACGAACACAUCCUGAUAUCCAGCACCACCGCCCCGAAGCUGGCUGAGGCACUCCUGCCACUCUUUGACCGUGACAACAUCCAUAUGCAGCUGGUCUCCCUAAACCUCUUCUUCAAGGUGAUGGACUUGGUAGUGAACAAGGGGAAAAAGCCCCUGAAGAGGAUUGUGAGGCAGAGCCUGCUGCCUCUCUUCUUUCAUUGCCAUGAUGAGAAUCAGCGUGUGGCAAAGGCCUCUCGGGAACUGCUACUUUGUGCAGCAAGGUUCCUGAAGAGAAGGAAGCUCAAGCGACUACUUGAGAGAGAGAAGAUGUUCAAGUUCGGCAAAUGCCUGCUGGCAGAGGACAGGAGCCGAGCGGCCGAGCACCUGCGCCGGGCCCUGCCCUACCUGCAGAGCCCACAGGAGCCCCUGCGAGAGGCGGCCGUCAGGUUCAUGGGGUCCGCAAGGGUACUCUUGAGGGGGCAGCAGGAAGAGCUCCAGGUCCUCAAUGAGGCCAUUCAAGCCCAGAGGAAAGGUACUACAUCCCACUGGAGCAGGAAUAUUCAUGCCCAGUUUACCAGCAGAGCUGAAGAAUUAAGUUCAUCUUCAGGAUCCAGUGAAUCAGAGUCCUAAGAACAGCACCAGAAGACACUGAGGAGGACACCAUCUCCCACUGCCACUGGAGCUCCAGGCACAGCUGACAUUUGGCACAGCUGAGCCUGUAGGACGCUGGUGUGGCUUCAGCCCUCACCCUGCCUGUAGAUAGCUCCCUCCCUCCAGCUCUCAGACCAUGUCCAUCCCCUUGUUUUCUCUUCCAGUUCAAACCUUUGUUUCCCCUUCCAUUAAUAAAUGGUUUUGCUUCUUCA